Coniophora puteana RWD-64-598 SS2 is the source of this 2549-nucleotide messenger RNA. Its product is annotated as Cullin-domain-containing protein. NCBI's taxonomy places the organism in Eukaryota, Fungi, Basidiomycota, Agaricomycetes, Boletales, Coniophoraceae. The record is from RefSeq and is a predicted model, not a curated record. The transcript is spliced from 9 exons. Gene Ontology annotation, molecular function: ubiquitin protein ligase binding. The coding region runs from base 47 to 2350 and encodes 767 amino acids. Gene Ontology annotation, cellular component: SCF ubiquitin ligase complex. Gene Ontology annotation, biological process: protein ubiquitination; SCF-dependent proteasomal ubiquitin-dependent protein catabolic process.
UCCCCUUCUCCACACGACCACCUCCUUCCCCCCUUCCUCUACACCGAUGGCGUCUCCAGCGGGAAACAGUGCUCACCCCAUGCCACCGGCAACGGCGGACCUCACCACUACCUGGGCCUUCCUCGAGGAGGGUGUCGACCACAUCAUGACCAAGCUACAGACAGGCGUUUCGUAUUCAAAGUACAUGAGUCUCUACACCGUCGCAUACAACUACUGCACGUCCUCGCGCAUGCACGGCACCACCGAUGCAGGCAGUGGCGCUAGCAAUCGCACCGGCGCGAAUCUGAUGGGCUCGGAUUUGUAUAAUAAUCUCAUUCGGUAUUUUAUCACCCACUUGAAGCUACUCAAGGAUCAAUCCGACUCCCUUCAAGAUGAGGCGCUCCUUCGGUACUACGCAGCCGAGUGGGACCGCUACACCACCGGCGCAAACUACAUCAACCGUCUUUUCACGUAUCUCAACCGCCACUGGGUCAAGCGGGAACGAGACGAGGGGCGGAAGGGUGUCUACCCUGUGUACACGCUCGCACUCGUGCAAUGGAAAUCUAAUUUUUUCUUGCACGUGCAGAGCAAACACCAGAAGCUGGCCGGCGCGAUCCUGCGAUUGAUUGAACACCAGCGAAAUGGCGACACAAUCGAUCAGGGUCUCGUGAAGAAGGUCGUUGACUCGUUUGUUUCGCUCGGUCUCGAUGAAACGGACAUCAACAAGGCGUCUCUCGAUGUGUACAAGGAGCACUUCGAGACGCCGUUCCUCGAGACGACCGAGAAGUACUACAAGCAGGAGUCCGAAUCGUUCCUGGCUGAGAACAGCGUGUCCGACUAUCUCAAGAAGGCUGAGGAGCGCCUGCGGGAGGAGGAGGACCGCGUCGAGCGGUACCUGAACACGGAGACGCGCAAGAUGCUCGUCUCCAAGUGCGAGCAUGUCCUCAUUCGCGAGCACUCGGAGCUCAUGUGGGAGAGCUUCCAGAGCCUGCUCGACUACGACAAGGACGAGGAUCUGCAGCGCAUGUACGCACUCCUCUCCCGCAUUCCCGAGGGCCUUGACCCGCUCCGCAAGCGCUUCGAGGAGCACGUCAAGAAGGCGGGUCUCGCUGCUGUCUCGAAGCUUGUUGGUCAGGGCGCGGAGGGCGCGGACUCGCUCGAGCCGAAGGCGUAUGUCGAUGCUUUGUUAGAGGUGCACCGCAAGAACUCGGAGACGGUCAACCGGAGCUUCAGGGGCGAGGCCGGCUUCGUCGCUAGUCUUGACAAGGCGUGCAGAGAGUUUGUCAACCGCAACGCUGCCACUGGCACAUCGUCGACGAAGUCGCCCGAGCUGCUUGCUAAGCACGCGGACAUGCUUCUGCGGAAAAACAACAAGAUGGCCGAAGAUGAGGACUUGGAGGGUGCUUUGAACCGUGUGAUGGUGCUCUUCAAGUACAUCGAGGAUAAGGAUGUCUUCCAAACAUUCUACACCACGAAAUUGUCUAAGCGUCUCAUCCACGGUGUCUCUGCUUCGGACGAGGCCGAGUCAAGCAUGAUCUCGAAGCUCAAGGAGGCUUGCGGUUUCGAGUACACGAACAAGCUUGCACGCAUGUUCACUGACAUGACGCUGAGCAAAGACUUGACUGACCAGUUCCGCGACCGGAUGCAACAGAAUCACGAUGACAUGGACAUUAACUUCAGCAUCAUGGUCCUCGGCACCAACUUUUGGCCACUGAACGCCCCUACGCAUGGUUUCACGAUUCCUCAGGAGAUUGCCCCGACGUACGAUCGCUUCUCCAAGUACUACCAGACGAAGCAUUCAGGGCGGAAGCUCACGUGGUUGUGGAACUACUCGAAGAACGAGCUGCACACGAACUACCUGAACCAGAAAUACAUCCUCAUGACGAGCAGCUACCAGAUGGCGGUCCUCCUGCAGUACAACCGACACGACACGCUCUCGCUCGAUGAGCUUAUCACUGCCACCGCCAUCAGCAAGGAGAUUCUGCUACAGGUGCUGACGCUCCUCACGAAGGCGAAGGUGCUGGUCAGCGAGGAGGCGGAUCAGUAUGAUCUGAACCCGGGCUUCAGGUCGAAGAAGAUCCGCGUCAACCUCAACCAGCCCAUCAAAGCUGAGGUCAAGGCGGAGUCAACCGAGGUGAUGAAAGCCGUCGACGAGGAUCGCAAGUAUGUCAUCCAGGCCAGGAUCGUCCGCAUCAUGAAGGCGCGCAAGACGAUGAAGAACCAGCCCCUGAUCCAGGAGGUCAUCUCCCAGAUCUCGCAUAUCUUUGCGCCCAAGAUCCCCGAUAUCAAGAAGGCCAUCGAUACGCUCUUGGAGAAAGAGUACAUUGAGCGUGUGGACGGCACACGCGACACGUUCGCCUACGUUGCCUAAACGACUCCGUCCGUCUGGCUACCUCCAAAAUGGCCUACGGGUGGUCUCUUGACUGCCAUGCUUGAAGACGGCAAGAGGGAGUCAUGAGCGAAUCACGAUCAAUACGAGAUGGUUGAUGUAUGCGGCGCGAUACUCAGUACUGUAGAUAUUAUUCGCUUGCGAUGUAGCAUAAUAACAGCUUUUCUUUUUAUAACUACGC